This is a messenger RNA of Anopheles cruzii, 983 nucleotides long. Its product is annotated as trypsin-3-like. Gene Ontology annotation, molecular function: serine-type endopeptidase activity. The transcript is spliced from 4 exons. NCBI's taxonomy places the organism in Eukaryota, Metazoa, Arthropoda, Insecta, Diptera, Culicidae. The coding region runs from base 31 to 921 and encodes 296 amino acids. Gene Ontology annotation, biological process: proteolysis. The record is from RefSeq and is a predicted model, not a curated record.
GUGAACUCCAGUAGUCAGUCUGAACAGGUGAUGGGUUCGAAUUCUUCCAAUAUGUUGUCCUACUUAUUGUGGACGUUGGCAGUUAUUGUAGCAACGGUUUCUGCGGAUGAUGAAAGUCGAAUUAUCGGUGGCUUUGAAGCGUUGCAAGACAAUACCAAACAUCAGGUUUCAGUCAGAUUAAAGUUCCUGGAAGAUCGAGAGUAUGGGCGUGGACAUAUCUGCGGUGGAAGUCUAAUUAGCGACCGACUCGUAUUGACGGCAGCACACUGUCUAUUCGACAGUCUGGGGCUCCCGUUGAGUGCAGAGCACUACGUUGUCGUCGGUGGUAAUACCGACAGGACGACACUCACCAACAACACCUUCAUCAGCAGGGUGCGCAAAGCAGUCUUCCACGAAGGAUACAACGACGAGCUGUCCACCAACGACAUAGCGUUGUUACACCUUAGUGAAGUGGUACCACCGGAGCAUCCUACAUUGCGGCCAAUUGCGAUGGCAGAGCAACCAUUGGCGGCCGGAAGCAGCUGUCAAGUUUCCGGCUGGGGUACUACUAUUUGGGGAGUUCAACAAUCGACAGUCAAGCUGAUGGCGGUUGACAUCUCGAUCGUCGAAACUUCGAUUUGCAACGACACGGAUAGCUACAACGGUGAGAUUGCUCCUGGUAUGCUCUGCGCCGGUCAGCUGGAAGGGGGCAAGGACAGUUGCCAAGGUGAUUCCGGUGGACCGCUCGUUUGCCACUCGCUGUUGGCAGGCGUCGUUUCGUUUGGUUACGAGUGUGGUUUGCCAAAAUUCCCCGGCAUCUACUCCGAUGUGGUAUACUAUCAGCAAUGGAUACGGGCUAACAGUUCAGCUGACCGGCCACACACCAUCAACCUUGGGCUGGCUGCGAUACUUUUCGCGUCGCUUGCGUUGUUGCGAAUGUGAUAUGUGCAUGUCUAGGGAACGUCGAAAAUACAAUAAAAUUGAUAUCUACAAAGCUAUCUAUA